Molecule: messenger RNA, 914 nt
Organism: Prosopis cineraria
Lineage: Eukaryota; Viridiplantae; Streptophyta; Magnoliopsida; Fabales; Fabaceae
Product: protein EARLY RESPONSIVE TO DEHYDRATION 15-like
Exons: 3
Coding region: 193-564 (123 amino acids)
Source: RefSeq, a predicted model, not a curated record
GGCCCCAUCUCGUUCCGAACCUUUGCCUCGAAGGCUCGGAACCCCGCCCCGUCUAUUUAUUCAUUUUCUUGUCGAUCUGACUCUCAACACUUCGCAUCGUCUACGCGUUCUUGCUUCGUUGAUUGGUCAGAACUAGUCAUCGCCUUUCUUUCGUUGCAGAUAAAGAACAAGGAUCAAAGUCAAACUCGAAAGAUGGAAUUACUCUCUGGAGGAAGAUCAACAUUAAAUCCUAAUGCUCCGAUUUACAUCCCUGCUGCCUUCCGCCAAGUGGAGGACUUUUCUCCAGAAUGGUGGCAGCUGGUAACAACAUUGACAUGGUACCAUGACUAUUGGCUCAGCCAGCAACAGGAUGAGGAAGGUUAUUAUAACAAUGCUGAGGAUGAAUUUGAUAGCAGUGAUGUGCUUGAUUUGCUGCCUGAUACAUUUGAUCUUGACGCUGAUGAGGAUCUUUCUGUGAUGGAAGCUCAGCUUGAGGAAUUCAUUCAAUUUUCCGAGGCUGAAGCGGAAACUCGUCCCAAAACUUUGGUGAAAACGGAGCAUGGAGCAAAGCUCCCAACCGCAUAAGCAAACCUAAGAUGUAGGUACCUGUGAAUUCAAUAACCGGACCGAACUCGCCGUGAUCCAUGAGCUUGCCAGACUUGGGCUGGCGGUCAAUUAAGCUACUUAGUACUCACCAUAUUUUCUGUAGCUUUACCUUUCUGUAACUUCUGUAUAGGCAACGAUCGGACUUUUCAUCUGUCCCUACCUGCUACCCUGCAUUGUUUCCACUGUAUCCUUUGGUGAACAAUGAAGUUCAAAAGGUUGUCAAACAAAUGUGUAUUGCAAUGUAAGGGCUGCAACAAGUGCUAUAGAAAUGUAAACAAAAGAAAAAAAAAAGAAAAAAAAUGACAAAUUGGAGUCCAUUGUGUCACUUA